CGCUAUCGUGGCAUUCCGAAAAAGUUUCAGUAAAAAUAUGCAAAAUGUCAACGUGAGUUUUUAUAUUCGACGCUCCACAGUAUUUUGUACAUCAAUUCAUGGUUUAUUGAGAGUUUAGGAGGUGGUCAGUAGAUCUAGGAAUUUGUGGACAAUGGUUGCUGAGGGAGAAGAAUGUCCGGAUGCGAGGGAACCCACGGCGGAGGAGAUCAAGGAACAAGGGAAUCAAUGUGUACGCGCUGGGAACUACAAGGAGGCAAUUCUCCACUAUUCGCAAGCUAUUAAAAUGAGCCCAAAUCCCGAUGCCACACUCUUUAGCAAUCGAUCCUUGGCAUUUCUGAAGAUGAAGCUCUUCUACUAUGCCAAUGAGGAUGCUGACAGGGCUAUUCAACUCCGUCCUGACUGGGCUAAGGGCUACUUCAGACGUGGGGAAGUCCAAACAGCAGCUGGACACUAUGAAACGGCUCUUCUGUCGUAUGGAAGGGCACUUCACUUGCAGCCAAAUGACAUUACCAUCAUAAAUGCUGCCCAAAAAGUGGCCAGUCUUAGCAGUAAGGAAGCCAAGAUGACUAAGAGACUUCCAUGGAUCUUUGUAACAGCUGGCGCCUUUCUCGGUGUGAUAAUAUCCCUGGCGGAUAGUUUUUUGGCAGAAACUUCUUCUCUCAAUACGUUUCUAGCAUUCCUUCUUACAUUAAUAUUUUCUCUAAUGGGAUACGGCAUCUACCGGAUGUAUAGGUACAUGGUGAAUUUACAAAGGAAGGGAAAUCUUGAGCCCCCAGUUGAUCUUCUUGAAGAUUUUCAGAAACAGGAAGAAACUGAAGAGGCACCAGAAACCGGAAGUGCUACGACCACCCGCAAUAGAUACACGAAAGCUCAGGCAAGGCAGCGCUUUCGAAAGGGAAAACCCUAAUAAUGUGUAUACUUUCCAGUGAAGCAUGCAUAUGAAAAGAUAAUGUUUAUUUUAUGAAAUAUAAGAGCGCGAAAAAUUCCAAGGAUUUCGCCACCAUUGA
This is a messenger RNA of Phlebotomus papatasi, 1007 nucleotides long. RefSeq lists its product as uncharacterized. Bases 152 to 907 code for a protein of 251 amino acids. Gene Ontology annotation, molecular function: Hsp90 protein binding. The record is from RefSeq and is a predicted model, not a curated record. The transcript is spliced from 3 exons. NCBI's taxonomy places the organism in Eukaryota, Metazoa, Arthropoda, Insecta, Diptera, Psychodidae.